AUGCCAGAACUCUCGAACCAAAUAGCCCUCGCAGAAGAAGCAACUUCGCCUUCUAGCUCCAAUAUAAUGUCUCUGAUCAAUCUACCGACUGAAAUCCUCCUUCAAAUCCUAGAAGAUGUCAUCCUCAUGGUGGGGCUCGCCACAGGUACUUCUCUAAGGCUCGUCUGCCGUAAGGACAACCUCGCAACUGGAAACAAUGCCACCGAGACUAAUCAUUCAAUAGGGGAUUUUGAUCAACUAGUCGAGGACGUGAUAUUCCGUCUACCGAACAACGUUCUCAUGUGCCAUAACUUAAGGGGACCCGUGCUUGUGAAGAUCUUGUACGAAAGAUUAAAAGUUCAGAACGCAGACAACUCCCUAUGUCGUACUAUCAAAGGUACAGUCGAUCAUCUCGACCCUGGGGGCAAAGAUACUGUGAUGAGAAAACGAUACACGAUUGUUCUCAUCAAGGCGGCUGCUGUCCACAUGUCUUCUUGCGCUAUCUUCCAUCAUCUCUCUCCCAGCGAGGCAUGGGAAUGGGGACAUGCCGAUGAUACCGCGCUCAUUGCAGCAAUAGCAGCGAAGGAGAUGGACAAAAUUGAGUCUAUACUCAAAGACACCACCGCUAGCACUCUUUUUGAAACUCUAUACUUUGGACACGCUCUAUCGGCAGCAGCUACGUUCAAUGCUACAGAAGCUAUACCAUUGCUCCUUCGAUACCACAACCAGCCCAAGAACAAGAUCUCUCUCUGCCGUUUGCGUCUUUCUGAAGCCCUCAGUACGGCGGCUAGCUACGGACGCCUGGAAUUUAUAAAAAUCCUGUUAAGAGAAGCGAAGUUUACAGUACAUGAUAUUGAGAGGGCCUGUUUCAGCGCCAUUAGGUCUUUACAAGAGCCAGCCGCAAUCCUACUGGUAGAGCAACAUCUAUCGUCUUCUCCAUCACACCCGGAAAAUGAUUUCUGGCUCCCGUUCGCUUGUGAUGUGGCAAAGAUUGGUUGUCGUAAAGUCUUGGAGAAAAUCAUGGGCGUUAUCACUUCGGAUUCAAAUGUUCUUGCCAGGGUUCUUGAAAAUGCCUGCAAAUUUGGCCAUCAUGACAUGGCGUGUUCGUUGCUAUCAAAGUUCUCGCACCAAGACCUUGAGGUUCUCUCUGGUAGCCUAUUUUGGGCAGGGCGUUCGGGAAAUAUCGCGUUGGCCAAAACAUUUCACGAAUACUUCCGCGGGAGUAGCAUUGCUCAGCUCCAAAUAUUAGCGGGGACAAUAUCAGGAGAGCACUCCAAAGCCACUGAGCAUUUAUUGCAAAUGCUCGGUAUCAUUUCCGAGUCAAUCAAAUUCACUGAUCUAGUACAUCAGUUGCUGCCAGAUCUCCCACCACCAAUCUCUCGCAGUAGCGCCAAACAGUCACAAGAAUAUCCAUCCAGAGCAUCUCCAGGACGGAGCCCAGAACCUGUAGAGCAUGGCCUUCUCAAAAAGGCCAUCUGGGAUAAAAGUCUUGCAAAAGCAGUCACGAUCAUUUGUAACUAUGGUGCCCAACAUCCUCAGGAUGAUCUUGGCCUGUUUUCAGACUCUUUCUUGGAAGCAGCUCGUAUGACCUGUCCUGAGAUCUUUUUAUACUUACGGGACCACCGAGCGGAAACAGUGCAGAGCUCUCCCCUUUUCGAGAUAACCAAGGUCGAGUAUGACUGGAUUGUGCCGCACCGCAUCUCAGAAUCAUUAGCGGCGAAUCGAGUUAUUCAAUUUCGUAAUACUUCGAUAACAAUCUGAUACUCUAAACUUCGUUCAACCAAUGGUGUAUUUCGACUGUCCCAAGAAACUCUUUCAUGCGCUAGGAGGAUGAAAGAUCCUGGCCACAUUAUAGAGAUGGAAGAGCGUGGACAUCAAUUUAAGAUGAGAAAUAGAAUUGAGGUUGUUCAAUUUCUCCCCGAGCGCGAUGAUGAUUGAACGUAAGAAACUUUGAACGGUAGACUGUGCUGAAAGCUGCUAG
Messenger RNA from Aaosphaeria arxii CBS 175.79, 1960 nucleotides. RefSeq lists its product as uncharacterized. The transcript is spliced from 3 exons. Lineage: Eukaryota; Fungi; Ascomycota; Dothideomycetes; Pleosporales. Bases 1 to 1740 code for a protein of 579 amino acids. The record is from RefSeq and is a predicted model, not a curated record.